This is a messenger RNA of Plenodomus lingam JN3, 1959 nucleotides long. NCBI's taxonomy places the organism in Eukaryota, Fungi, Ascomycota, Dothideomycetes, Pleosporales, Leptosphaeriaceae. The record is from RefSeq and is a predicted model, not a curated record.
AUGACCGCCGGUCGCCCACUGUCUCUCGUCGGCCGCUGUCCUGGUCGUGCCUAUACGAGGCUGCGUCCCUAUAACCUGGGGGCUGCCGUACAAGUACAAUACAAACGCCUGCUGCCUCAGACCCGAGGACCCACUUUCCCCAAUUCCACGUUGCGUCCCUCCGCUCCAUGGAAGAGUGCUAGUCGUCGACAUCCUCCUCCACUUACUCUUCUUGCGCUUCACGGCGCCCUGCAACACUUUGACCCCUACCUGGUUUUUCGUUACGGAGUUGCCGCCACCGACGCUUGCCGCGCCAAUCAAAUCGCAUAUACCCGAUUCCUCGUCAUACCUUUUCUAUCCAUCAUUUUCCGAAUCUACCACCGCCGUCUUUUCUCGUUGUUCUCAUCACCUCACCACACCACCACUUACUCGGCUACCCACACGCCGUCCUAUAUGAGCGACUUGAAAGAGCGUCUGGCGCGAUUGGGAUUGUCCCAAUAUCACCAAGUAUUUGCAGCCGAAGGUUUCGACACCUGGGAAACAGUAGUCGACAUCACCGAGAGUGACCUGAGUCACCUCAGUGUCAAACUUGGCCAUCGACGGAAAUUACAGCGUGCCAUAGCAGAGUCACGGGGGCAGUCCUCUGAUCGUCCAUUGCCACCACCCGUUGCCAGAGCAGCAAGCCUUGACAGGUCCUAUCGAAGCGAUGAUUCAGGGCCUGAAUCCAAAAGCAGGCAGGGCGAGCCUUCUGUCACCGGCACGAGUGGAACCAGCACCAAACGGAAAUAUCGUCGACACCCCAAACCCGAUGAGCACGCGCCGGAGAGACCACCAUCAGCUUAUGUCAUCUUUUCGAAUCAGGUGAGGGAGUCUCUGAAAGGUCAAGAUCUUUCUUUUACGGAGAUAGCCAAGGUCGUCGGUGAGCGAUGGCAAGUGCUACCGGCUGAAGAGCGCGAGGGUUGUGAAAGACAGGCCAAUGGCGCUAAAGAGAAGUACUAUGCGGAAUUGGCCGAAUAUAAGAAAACACCCCAAUAUGAAGCAUACCAGAAGUACCUCGAGGACUUCAAAGCGAAACAUGCUGCGCCCACCAAAGGUCUGUUCCACCACGUCACAUCCACGUCCAACACAUCAUUGAUUGGUUCAGAAGGCAAACGUUCCAAGUUGGAAACGGAGACGAGCAGAUCUACUCGUAGCAGCAGCCGUGACCACCAUGAACGCACCAGAAAUAGAAGGGCCAGCUCUUUACAACCCGACAACCCUCCGACUGCGAGCCAAAGGGCCAACGCUAGUCCACCACCAGGACCGGGGCGAUUUCCACCCGGCCCGUCUCAGUCUUCGAAACCGACAUCGCCAGUUGCCUAUUCUCUCUCUGGAUACAACUCUCCGCGAUUGACCGACCAUUUUUCCCCCAUUUCUGCAUCGCCACGUUCUGUAGGCAUGCCACAGAGAGAUGUCCCCUUCGAUGCGACAUCUACACAACCUGGACGAGACCUUCGGGGUCCUGCAGACGCGAAAAUGCUUUACCAACCAGCACCCUAUACUUCAGAUGCCCAUCUUCAGCCCAACAAUGCAGCUGUUUCACCAUAUCUCUAUGGCUCGCAUUAUCAACAUUCGAUAGAUCUCGUGUCUCGGCGCACGAUGCGUGAGUCGGCACGACUGCCACCCCUUAGCCACGAAGAUACUACGCUAUCAUCCGAAAGUGGGCAUAGUGGUCGUAGUAUCCCACUAGCACAAUUGUCUGCGCAAACUCUGCCCAUGGAUCCCUCCAAGUCAUUCCGCAUGUUGCCACAGCCAGUGCCCAGUUUAGGGCCUUCGCCAUCACCACUGGACAGGCCGGCGCAAACACCCGUAUCCCAUCCGCAACACCAGCACCCCCCUCAGGAUUAUCGUAAUCAGGGAUCGCUUGCAGUUCUGUUAAGGGCCGGAGAACUGGCAGCUAGGAAAGCAGAGGACGAUGCCAUGGCAGAGAGGUCCCCCUGA